AUGCAGCAAGGCCCCUCCCACGCACCUGAAAGGCCAGCUCUGGGCGCCGCAGCUCACCCUCCCCCAAGGGUCUCCGCUCAGGUGUUGCCUGCAGGAGGCCUCCUGGUGCCCGGCAACGUCCACCUGCAGUCUAGUCCCUUCUUGUGGCCCCGCACGGAGGCCGGGAGGAAAGAUGAUGAGGCCCGGGCAGGAGCAGAAGCCAGCUCGGAGAAGACAAGAAAGGCAGCCGCCCCCACCAGGGUGCACCCCGAGGCUCCGCCCCGAAGCAGGCCGCCCACCUGGACAGGCAGUUCCGCUGCUCCCCGGGGCGGCCCCGCCUCCCGCCUGCAGACCCGGGAACCUCGGCCGGCGCCCAGGCCUGCGCAGAGGGCACAUGGCUUUCCGUGCCACUACCCCACCGCAGGGACCGCAGAGCACAACGUGGAGGCUGCCGGGGCUGACAGCCAGUGGCCACCGGCCCGCGUUGCCACAUCUCUGGUGGCUCUGCCGGCCAGGAGGGCGGCCUGCUCCCUGCCCACGCUCUGUGGGACACUGCCCUGUAGCCUUCAGCCUACAGCUUGCCUUGGGCUUUCGGGAAUUGAAGAUGACAGUAUUCAGCGGGGCGUGGUGGUGCACGCCUGUAAUCCCAGCAUCGGGGAGGCUGAGGCUGGAGGAUGGCCGCGAGUCCAAGGCCACCCAGAGCUGCAGACGCCCUCAGCACCGCCCCCAGCGCCUGGAGGUCAGAGCCGGCCGUCCCAGCCCCGGCGGGGUUCUCCGUGGUGUCCCAGCUGCCAGUUCCUCCCAGACCUGCGGGACCAGUUGUCCGACUUCCAGGCGAGACUGGAGAAGAUUUUGCACCACCAGAAAUCUUCCCUGGGACCCCUGAGGGGUGACCACUCGCCAUUCCCCAGGGUCAGGAAGGCCAGCCCGUCUUCUGUGAACACAUGCGUGAUUCAGGAGUCCGUUCGUCCGUUUCACCCUCCUCACCCCUCCUCCCCUGCACAGCACCCGUCCCUCCGUCCCUCCGUCUGUCCGGCCAGUCGCUCAUCUUCUCACAGACUCCAUCCUACUGCUCACCCGGCCGUCCGCCCACGACACAGUCCUUCUACUCAGACCCGGUUACUGAUCUGUCUCCCAGCCCAGGGGACCACCACCCCACUCACUUAUGUCCCAUGCCUUCCCUCUUCCAGCUUUCAUUAGGUUUUAGUUAUGUGUCAAAUAAAGUAAGAGAUGAACUUAACAGAACAGUCCAGGUAUUAGAUGCUAGAGCUCUAAUGGAGGCGGGACAGGAACAGGAGCAAUCCCUCCAGUUUAAAGAGGCUUAGACAAAGGUGCAAAACACUCACCGUUGGUGAGUUUAAAGGCUGGGACCAUGGAUACGUAGCACACAUUCCACUCCUCCUCAUGCUGUACCCAGGGCAGACAUUACUAAUGGGUCACAGCCCAUCGCUCCUCUGAGUCUGAGAAACCUCUUCAGGCCGAUGCCACUAGUGGGUCACCGAUGAGACACGUUACCAACCCAGGAACCGCCAGUCAGGCCGCAGCAACACAGUCCUUUCCCAGGCUACAAUCAGUAUAAAAGCAGGACUCAGCCGAGCAGGGGCAGAUGCACUACAGACUCUUACCCGAGAGGAAGUGCUGGAGCACCUGCCCCUGUGAGGUUCCCGACAC
Fukomys damarensis (Damara mole-rat) is the source of this 1650-nucleotide messenger RNA. Its product is annotated as translation initiation factor IF-2-like. Lineage: Eukaryota; Metazoa; Chordata; Mammalia; Rodentia; Bathyergidae. The transcript has 6 exons. Bases 1 to 1179 code for a protein of 392 amino acids. The record is from RefSeq and is a predicted model, not a curated record.